This is a messenger RNA of Histoplasma mississippiense, 447 nucleotides long. RefSeq lists its product with no specific name. NCBI's taxonomy places the organism in Eukaryota, Fungi, Ascomycota, Eurotiomycetes, Onygenales, Ajellomycetaceae. The transcript has 5 exons. Gene Ontology annotation, molecular function: actin monomer binding. The record is from RefSeq and is a predicted model, not a curated record. Gene Ontology annotation, cellular component: cell cortex. Bases 1 to 447 code for a protein of 148 amino acids.
AUGGCCGAUCCAACUGCUCAGAAACCAGUUGGCUGGGCAGACUAUCACAAAGGCCUAAUGCAGUACUCCGGAAUCGACAAGGCGGCCAUCUACAGCACAGAUCCACAGUAUGCCAACUCGCCCUGUGCCAGCUCUCCAGGUUUCACGGCCUUGCCCAAUGAAAUCGCUUUCAUCCUUAAUUCUUUCGCCGAUACCAAAGAUGAUGAACCCAAGGAAGUACAAACGAACGGAUUUUCCUUCGCUGGCGAGAAGUACUUCUUCGUAAGAGCAGAUAAGAACCCAGAUUGCCUCAUCGGUCGGAAGCAAAAGGAAGGAAUCGUCAUAUAUAAGACCUCCUCUGCUCUCUUUAUCGUGCACCACCCGUCCGAUGUCUUCACGAACAAUGUCAACGAAUAUGUGGACGGUUGGGCUAGAUAUCUGAUCAAUGCUGAAAACGCUCAGGGUUGA